Molecule: messenger RNA, 5507 nt
Organism: Salpingoeca rosetta
Lineage: Eukaryota; Choanoflagellata; Craspedida; Salpingoecidae
Exons: 10
Coding region: 180-5429 (1749 amino acids)
Molecular function (GO): microtubule binding
Source: RefSeq, a predicted model, not a curated record
UUCGUCUUCGUCUUCUUCCUUCUUGCUUGCUUGCUUUGUGCUUGCGUUUUUCGUUCGUGCCUCUCCACCGCCAACAAAACAACACAACACGGCUCAACUGACCGACUGACCAACAAGCAACCACAGCAGUCCAGACCACAGCAGUCCACAGCAGUCGAGACCACCUGCUCCCUUCCGCCAUGUACAGGCGGGAGAGGUCGGGAAGCAUCGGCUCCAACGCGUCUGUGUUCAGCACGGCGACGUUUGCCAUGCCACCCCCGUACCAACCCAACAACUACAGCUACAGCAGCACCACCAGCCCCGCAGUGGCCCCGCAGCAACAGCAGCAGCAGCAGCAGCAGCAGCAGCAGCCGAACGGGCAGAUGAGCGCAGAGCAGCAGCACGCGAUGAGCCAGCAGCGGCGCAUGCGCCGUCGCCACCACUCCCACUACAGCAGGCUCAUUGCUGCGUCAGAGAACACAUAUGGCACCACGGGCGUCGAUCCAAGCAGCUUUGAAUCCGCCGUCACCUUUGCCUCCCCAGUUGCCAUGGGCACGCCAGUGCAGAGCCGCAUUGGCCAGCAGCACCUGCAGUACAACCAAGCACAGGCAGCCCAAACAGCACAGCAGCCACCACCCGCCCUCUCGUUUCACGAACCAACCGCACCCUCGCAGGGUGAGCAACAGCUGCAGCCACAGCAGCCGCAGCAGCCAGCCAACCCUGUGGUGGUGGCCGAAGGCACUGUAGCAUCGUCAUCGGCAUCCCAGCAAGCCGCACAACAACACCCAACAUCACAGCCACCGCCAGUGACAGCCGCACCAGCACCGGCUGUCGGUGUGAAGCAAGGGCCGCCAGGUGCUGUGGCCUCGCAGGAACCCAGCACCGUGCAGCAGCCAGCUGUGCUCGACCAGCAGCAACCCGCACCACCACCGACCACCACCACCACGAUGGCGUCUGCGGAAGUGGAAACAGCAAGUACCGGUGCUCCCGCGCAAGACGACACCCUCUCUGUCACGCAGGAGACAGCUCGCCAGGUGAACGAGUACUGGCAACACCACUUCCGCAAGAUGAAGACGCACUACAAGAGCAUCAUUGCGCGCCUGCGGUCCAAGCAUCCCCAGCAGCACACCCUGCCGGCCCCGGAGGACUCGAAGCUUCACGAGCAAAUCUCCCACCUCGAAGCAACAACAAAGUGUCUGCGUGACGAGACGACGUCACUUCGACGGCGGUUGGAGAUUGCGCAGGAGAGCGCAGCGGAAGCAGCAGCAGCACGCGAGGAGGCAGAGACAAAGAGCAGGACGCUGCUGCAGGACCUGGAGUCCGUAUCCGCUGCACUGCGCGAUGCACAGGAGCAACAGCAACAGCAGCAAACACAGCAACAACAGCAACAACAGCAACAACAGCAGCAGCAACAGCCUGCAAGCAGCAAGCAAGGUGCAGGCAACGAAAGAGGGGAAGAUGUUGCGAAAGUGAGACGGGCAUUGGAAGAGGCGCAGCAGCAGAUCGCCGCGCUCCAAGCGGAGCUGACCCAAGCAAGGGAAACCCACUCCUCCCAGGAAGGACAGCUGCAAGCACACGUGCAGCAGCUGCAGGCGCAACUGCAGGCCAAGACGGAGGAGGCAGAGGACCUGGCACGCGAGAGCAAGCAGCGGUUCCAGCACAUGGAGGGCCUUCGUCAGCAGCUGGCGAUGACGCGACAGGAGGCCGAGGACGCACGUGGCGCCGCCGCCGCCGCCAAGAAGGAGCUGGAGGACAUGACGCAACGCGCUGCGCAGGACCAGCAGUCCGCCACGUCGAAGCUGCAGGAAGACCUCACCGCCGCGCAGCAGUGCGUGCAGGCAUGGCAGACGUAUGCUGCCGAGCUGGAGCAGAAGCACAAGGUGGACACAGAUGCACUCCAGCAGCAGCUACAGACAACGCAGCAGCAGCUGGAGCAAGCACAGGCGCAGGCUGCCGCUGGUGCUGGUGCGAGCGAGCGCGUGUUUGCGCUUGAGAAUGAGGUGGAGGAGUCCAAGGCCGAGGUGGAGCGACUACAGAAGCAGCUGAAGCGGUCGGACAAGCUGCACUCUGCGAAACUCAAGUCGUACGAGGCCGCCAUCGCCACGCUGGAGGAGGAAAUCAACACCAUGCGCGCAGGGGCAACCAGCCCAAAGACCGACCAACAGCAGCAGCAGCAGCAGCAGCAGCAGCAGCAGCAGCAGCAGCAGCAGCAACAACAAUCGCAAUCACCACCACCACCACAGCAACAGCAGCAAAAGCAGCAGGAGGUGGAAAGUGCAGUGGACGAGGGGCAGCUGACACGUGUGCACCAGCGCCUGAGCGGGCUGCUGGAGGAGCUGAUGAUGGCACACAAUGCACUCGUGGCCGCACACGCAACCACUACAGCAGCACACAUCGCACCCAUGUCAUCUGCAUCCAAUCCAACGACGGCAACAGACAACGGUGCUACCAGCGGCAAUGCCGGCGAUGGUGGCGAUGGUGGCAGCGUGCCGUGUGUUGUGGAUGCGCUGCUGCAGGUGGCGGACGGGCUCGAGGACCGCGUUAAAAGCAUGCAGGUGUGGGUGGAGGCGGCAGAGGCGGCAGCCACCCGUGACCGCGGCGAUGGUAAUGGCGAUCGUGGGGAUGAGGAUGACAUUGGCGUGAGGAACGAAAGCAGCAGUGGCGCAACCGCAACGAACACCGCCCAGCAGCACCAAGAACUGCAGCAACAACAACAGCAGCAGAGUGGCGGUGGUGAUGUUGUGCGUGUGCGUGAGCUUGAGGCCGAGCUCUCAGCAGUGCGAGCGGAGAACACACGCACGCGCGCAUCGCUGGAGCAGGCGGAGGAGGGCCUUGACCACGCACAGCGGCAGCUGACGGUGCGCUGGGGCGAAGCAACACAGAUGCAAAGCGAGAUUGACGCGUUACAGGCGCAAGCGGAUGCACUGAAAGGUGAGCUUGCGAACAAGGAGGCGGCCCACCGCCAUGCUGUGGCCACGCUCUCUGAGCAGCAUGAGGGCAUUGAGGGCGAGCUGCAGAACCAGGUGCAGGAGCGAAGCGGGGAGCUCGAGGCAACGAAGGCGGCGUUGGAGGAGGCAAGGCAGGCACUGGAUGGCGCGCGCGGAGACAAUGAGCGCAUGCUGGCUGAGAUUGGGGGGCUGAAGACUGCAGUGGAGACGGCGCACACCCGCACGGCAGAGCUGCAACGCGAGAAGGAAGCAGCGGAGGCAGAGAAGGAGCGAGUGGAGGAGGAGGUGCGGCAGCUCAGGGGGGCAGCAGAGACGAGCACGCGGGAGGGUGUGGAGAUGCAAGCAAGGGUGACGCAACUUGAAGAGGAGGUGAAGCGACUGCAAGGGGAGCUGGCUGCUGUGGAAGAGAGCAAGCGCACGGCCGUGGCAGAAGCAGAGGCAAAAGCUGCCCAAGACACGAGUGCUGCUGCUACUGCUGCUGCUUCUAACGCCACGCGCGUGGGUGAGUUGGAGGCAGCGCUGAAGGUGGCCGAAGAGGAGAAGGCAAGGCUUGAUGAACGCGUGCAGGCGCUUACGAAGCAAGUGGACGACCUGACGGCAACGGUUUCAGCAAAGGAGCAGGAGGUGCAGGAUCUGACGCAGGCGCACGAGGAAAGCAUGACGCAAUCGCUUUCGCAGAAGGAGGCGGAGUUGCGUCAGUCGUUUCAGGCGCACUACGAGCAGCAGGUGGCGACGAUUCUGGAAGGUGUGCGGGCAGAGCACGCGCGGGCGCUGGAGACAGCGGCAGCGGAGAAGGCAGAGGUGGGGACACGACUGAACGACGUGCAAGGACAGCUGGAGUCGACGAAGGAAGAGGUGGCGCGGGCGAAGCAGAAGGAGGAGGCAGCGGUGAAGGAGCUUGCUGCGCUGCAAGCACAGGCCGAGGAGCAAGCGAGGAAGGAGCAAGAGAGGGCGGAUAUAGACAGGAGGAAGGACGAGGACGAGGCAGCAAAGGCACAGCAGGGCGCACACGCACACGAGGCAGCCAUGGCGGCGGCCACCGCUGAGUCAGCACAACACAUGCAGACCAUCCAGCGUCUAGAGCAGCAAGUGUCAUCCCUCCGCGCCGACAACGAGCGACUGAGCAGCGACAAGGCGGCGCUGUUGCAGGAGAAACACGAGCUGGAUCUUGAGCGAACGCGGCUCACAGCACAGGUGGCCGGGCUCAAGCGAUCAAUGGAGCACAACGGUGGUGUUGGUGGCGGCCGUAAGGGUGUCAGUGGCAUUGACGUUGGUGGUGGCGGUGGUGAUGGGGAUGCGAUGAACGCGAGUGUGGUGUCGUCGUCGUCGUCGUCGUCGUCUCCGAGCAAGUUGGGGGGCGUGACGCGGCAGCUUGAAGCGCUGCGCAGUCAGCAGAUGGCGCUGGAGAAGGAGCUCGUGCAGAAGGAGGAGGAGGCCCUCGCCUGGGAACGCGAAUGCAGGGACCUCAAGUCCACGCUGCUGUCGCGGGAGGAGACGAUUGAAGAUCUGCGGGCAGCAGCGACGUCGGCCGAGACGGAGACCCGCUGCAUGGAGGUCGAGAGCGAGCUGCGGCGAGAGAAGCAGCGGACAUCGCAUCUUCGCGAGGAAAUUGAUUCGCUCAAGACCACGCUGCACCAGAUGCGCACCCUCUCCACGUCGCUCUCAAACAAGCACUACACCCCGCGCCGCCGCCGCGGUGGCCGUCGUCAACGUGAUGGUGGGAACGAGGAUGAGUGGUAUGAGCAGCACGGCAGCGAUGGUGAUGGGGAUGGUGACAGCGAUGAUGACGAGCGGAGCAGCUGGCGUAAGGAGAAGGAGAGGCUGACGGCGGAGAACAUGCGGCUGCAGCAUGAGGUGAGCGAGCUCUCGGCCAAGUUGGAGGCCAGCGAGUACGCCUGCGAUCAGCUGCGCCAGCACCUUGCCUCCACAGCCGCCAACCACCUCGACCCCGACGCCGUCUCCAAGAAGAUUCAAGACGCGAAGGACGAGAAGGACAGACUUCAACAACGACUCCGCGAUGAGACGGAGGUGCUGAAGCGGCAGUUCCAGGAGCAGCUGGACCGCAUGCACGAUGUGCACUCGUCCGAGAUUGCGCGGCUGCGCGAAGACAACGACCGCCUCAACCUUGAACUCCAGUUCUACGAGGAGGAGGCCACGAAGCACUACGAGACGCGCAUGCUGACAGUGGCUGCUGGGGAUAUGGACAGUGCGGCGGUGUCGUCGAAGCUGACGGAGCUGGGCGUCGUUGACCGUGGGCUGCAGUUUGUUCGUCUCGGCGAUGGCACGUAUCUCAUCAAGGCGCCGGAAUCCAUGGGCAAGAAGGCGGAGGCGCAGGUCAAGAUCCAAGUCCGCGGCGAGACGGUGCUUGUGAGGACCGGUGGCGGGUACAGCAAGCUGCAGGAAUACCUCAAGCGCCACUACCGCCCCUUGUUCGAAUCAUCGUCAUCGUCAUCGUCAUCAUCCACACGCCACAACCACAACAAGUCGCAGCGGAAGGACUGAUUUCAGUCUAGAGUACAUGGUUCACUGAAUUCAGUCGUUACCGUUUUUUCGCGGAGGAAAUAAGAGAAAACACUUUGC